UGGGAGUUAGAAGCAGCACUUUUAGGGGGCAGCUUUGGCUUGAUCACAAUACACUCAGCUCUGGUGACUCUGAGACUUUGCAGCACCCCUGCGUCUCUCCCUUCUUACUUCUUGGGAAUGGUGCACUGCUCCCAGAGACUGGGCCUGGUUCCCAGGACCUGGGACAGGUCCGGGGGGCACACCAGGCUGCUUCUGCCUAGGGAUGAGGGAGACCGCGCUUAUCCAGAAAGCGCAGCGCUUGUUGCCUCCCUUUUCCCUGCCAGCCAGGUUGUUGGCGAGUUAGACCUCCCAGCCUCACGGGGCUGCUGUGCGGCUGCGGGGAUGCUGGUGACUGCAGCGCUGUAGCAGAGACAAGGGUUCCAGAGGCGGCGCCACGUGAGUCCCUGGCUAGGGCCCGAGACUGGGAGGGAGGUUACUGUAUUAAUCGAGUCCAGUGCAUGCGGGACCCUUGGGGGCGGGUCACUGCGGGAGUGCGUAUUUGUCCGGAGCCAUGAAGCCCUUCCUGGGAGUGGCAGUGCCAAAGCUUAAUUACUUGUUUACUCGGGAUUGCGCGGUCCCAUGGGAGGUGGGGGGCGCUGCGGGCACGGGGGUGGGUGGAUUGCAUGCAUUCCUCCAGGAGCUGGGACUGGCAGCCCGGUGCAUGGUGGGCUGCGUCAGAUUGAUUGUAUGCUCCCUGGGGUGGGGUUGCGAUACACAGUGUCUCACAUUUCUCUAGGGUCUCUUGGACCCUUGGAAUUGGCAAGCCUGUGAGAAGUAGUCGUGCUGGGGUUUCUCUGUAUUGUUUCGGAGGCUGUCGGUCCAGCCCGGCCUCGAACUCACAGAGAUCCGCCUGCCUCUGCCUCCCGAGUGCUGGGAUUAAAGGCGUGUGCCACCACUGCCCGGCUAGGGAAGCCUUCUAAUGGUUCAUGAGAAGAGCCCAGGACCGCAGGCUGUGACGAAACAAAGCUGGAGAUGUGAGUGUUUCAAAAGGCUGGAGAAUGGCCAAUCCUGAUCCCUCUCUCUUUCCCGGCUUAUACCUCUCCAGGGGCUGGUGAUUGCAUCUGGAAGUGCCCAUGACAGAGCUGGUGUCCUCCAGGGGAGGGUCUCCUGCGGGGGACGGGGAGGAGGGUCUGGGGGACGAUCGAGGCCUGGUUAUCCACCACCCAGCAGAGGAACAGUCCCACCGUUGCCCACUGUGUGGCCGGACCUUCUCCCAGCAGCCCAGCCUGGUGCGGCACCAGAAGGCACACGUGGGGGCUGGCCGUACCGCCGCCUUUGUGUGUCCAGAGUGUGGCAAGGCCUUCAGUGUCAAACACAACCUGGAGGUGCACCAGCGCACACAUACCGGCGAGCGGCCUUUCCCUUGCCCCGAGUGUGGCCGCUGCUUCAGCCUCAAACAGAACCUGCUCACACACCAGCGCAUCCACAGCGGCGAGAAGCCUCACCAGUGUGCACAGUGCGGUCGCUGCUUCCGCGAGCCGCGCUUCUUGCUCAACCACCAGCGCACCCACGCGCGCAUGCCCGCACCGCACCCCCGCCGUCCCGGUGUUUUCGGGGAACGGCGACCCUACUUCUGCCCUCGCUGUGGCAAGAGCUUCGCGCGUGAGGGCUCGCUCAAGACCCACCAACGCAGCCAUGGCCAUGGGCCUGAAAGCCAGGCAGCCCAUUUAGGCCAUGUGCUAUGACCCCUGGGGCGCCUGCCACCACCAGCUGCCUCCAAUCCAGGAACCACAUCCAAGGGUGUUGAGUUGUGCCCUCUCUGGAUGGGCUCAUGGGUUGGGCAGGGUCAUCUUGGGGUGUUGAAAGGGCUUGAGUCACCCCCUUUUCUUCCUCUCCCUGGACCCUUUGGGUGGCUGCAUGCGUCUCCUGUGGGCACCUGUGUUGGUUUGCCUCCUUAGGCUCCUGUGGCCUAGAGCAGGUGAGUCCCCAUAGGGUUGGCCGGAGUCCCCUGAGGCGUGGGGGUAGUGGCAGUGGGGAGUGGGUAUGUAGUGUUGGCUCUGUAGAUCAGGAGUGGGCAUUCAGCCUGUGUUGGUUUACAUAACUCGAUGCUUACCUGAUCUUUAUUCCCAGCACUUCAGACUUGAAAGCGUCUUGGAGAGGACCAACUUUCUAUGGUCUCUGGGCUGCCCAAGCUCAGCUCCCAAAGCCUCAGCCUCCUGUAUCCACUGUCUGGUGGUCUUGAGAAGCCAUUUCACUCCAUGUCUCAGCUGCUUAUCUAUACAACAGACAGGACCUCGUGGCCCAGGACGUGCAGGGAGACUAAAAAUGGAGUCCCAUGGGGGUCCUGGCAUGAGGAUGUGUCUCAUCAGAAGACCUACCUCUGGAGGUGCCCUGUGUUUGGUAGAGCCAGAAAUUAGGGGCUGGUUCCAUGCCUCGGUUGGGAAAACUUCCUUUUGGCUUCCUGACCCUAGACUGCAGCUCGGAUGUGAAGGCAGACAGCACCUGUGUGGAGAGCUGGGUUCUCUCUUGCAGCAUGGCUCACCAUUUGGUUGAAAGGCAGAGACAAGAUGAGCAACUGGUCUGAGUUAUUGCAGCAAGCUGUUGGCAGACCUAGCUUGAGAGGCAAAAUUUCCCUCAAGAUGUGAGCAGCACCUGAAGGCUCCCGUGCCCUUUCUGAACAAGAAGGGUUAAGACUUCAGGGACAUGUGGCCCUUUAAAUUCUGAUAGAGGCUGUGGAGCUUCUAGGAAAAGUCACAUACUCAAGUAGCUCUUACAAUGUCAAGUAGUUUCAGGAGCCUCAGGACUCCAGACUCCAGACCUCAGCCCUGGGGGUUUUAUCUGCCAUCCUUUUCUUAUUCCAUAUAACUGUGUCUCUCCCUCUCUUCCUGGUCUCUUCUUGUUUGGGAAUAAAGAAUUCUGAGGCUGA
Mesocricetus auratus (golden hamster) is the source of this 2845-nucleotide messenger RNA. RefSeq names its product zinc finger and SCAN domain-containing protein 2. The transcript has 4 exons. NCBI's taxonomy places the organism in Eukaryota, Metazoa, Chordata, Mammalia, Rodentia, Cricetidae. Gene Ontology annotation, molecular function: RNA polymerase II cis-regulatory region sequence-specific DNA binding; DNA-binding transcription factor activity, RNA polymerase II-specific. Gene Ontology annotation, biological process: regulation of transcription by RNA polymerase II. The record is from RefSeq and is a predicted model, not a curated record. The coding region runs from base 1053 to 1664 and encodes 203 amino acids.